CCGGAUCUGGUGCCGGUAGAGAUGCAGCACUACAACAACAACUACUACUACUACUACAACUACAACUUGAGCUACGAGCCGCCAGACGAUCGGUCGCUGGGCGGCGGGGGGAAGCGGAGCGUGCGACGUCUGCAGCAACUGGUGCGAAGGACGCGGCACGAGCUGCAGCAAUGGCCGCUGCUGAUGCAGCUGCUCCUGUUCGUGCUUUGGCUGAAUGCCAAGUUCUGGCAGCUGGUCAACGAGCAGGUGACCUACCGCCGCAGGAGGUGGCACUGAGGGGCGAAGGACGAGCGGUCCGGGUGUUGCUUGGUAUGAGUUCGAUCUAGGCUUAAGUUGUGAAAAUUAUGCCCACACUCUUACAAUCUCAUCUCAAUAAAAAUAAUCAAAAUUCGCUGCGUAGUGGAAGCAGCGAACUUCAGCCAAAGCUUCUGUGUGAACUUAGCCUCCCGACAAACAGAGAAAACAGAGAAAAGCAGAGAAACCUGAGAAAAACAUCCUGAAAAACACCCAGAAAAACAACGAGUACGGUACGGCACAGCAGUAGCUUGUGCUACUCGUUACUUCAUCACGAACUCGAUUCAUCAUCGUGCGCUCCUCAUCGUUGUCGAUCUAUCGUCGUUCCUCUCUCGUCGUUUUACGCUCGUCUCUUUUACUUCUCUACAACUCUACUCGCUCGUUCAUCCCUCUUCGUUCUUUCUAGCUAUCGUUCCUAGUCGUUUUUGCAUGCCAUACAUUCUUCUUAGUAGUUUCUGUUUUAUAUCGCUAUGUAUUUCUUUGCACACAUCAUCAUCGACAUCGCAUUCCAUCAUCCAAUCCCAACCGAACCAAACUGAAACCAAAACCGAACCAAAACCAAACCAAAAACAAAACACAGUAGUCGACAACGCUAAUUCAAUCAUAUCAGUACCAGUAUCAGUCAUAAACAAGAAGAUGGGCACGCGCCUUGAUAAAUGUAACCCACCCAUCAUCAGUAGAGUCAACAAGAAGCCUUAGAAACGCCCUCGAAUCCCAUGCGAAACCAAGAGAUAUACCAACUUUUAUAAAAGGUUUCUCCUGCAAAGCUUGUCUUAGAAACUACCCCCUAAACGGAUAAUUGAUCGAAAUAGAUAAUACUUUGUUUAGAGAAAACUUUUUCACCAUUCAAAUGAAUGCGAUUAGGAUCAAGGGCUAACUCUUUAAGUAGAUUCGUAUUUUGAGUAGCGCUUUUUUAUUUGGUAGCCAGGCAAACGCUAACCAAACAGAAAUUCAAUUGUUUUACUUAAUUAAACAUAUGGAAUAUACGAAUAUAUGGAUAUUAUAAUUUUAUAUACAACAUACUUAUAGUUAUGUAUAUGCUAGGCAAACGAGCUAUUUAAAGGCAGACGCUGUAGUUACUCGAGGAUGAUAAUAUUAUAUUUAGUUUUAACAAAUAUGUUUACGAUCAACUAGCGGAACAUUAUUAUAUACGCAGACAACAUACACAAACACUGAAAAACCAUAUAAGAACAACUAACUAUUGAAGAAGACCCCAAAAACAUUUUUAUGGAUCAUAGUUGAGCCAGCUUAGUGAAAACUUUAGAGAGAUCCACAAAAGUCAGCUGAAACUUUAUAUGUUAUAUGCGUAACGCGGAAUGGACUUGACAAAACAAAACGAACAAGAGUAAACUAUAUUAUAUUAAUAACUAUUAUAUACAAUAUUUAACGGGCGAGCCCCAGUGGCGGUUCCAAAAAAAACAAGGCGCUGUUCAGCUGUUUGAAAAAAGUCAUAAGAAUAUCUAGCAAAGACGAUUUUAUGAGUUUACGUUAAUAAAAUACUAAGUUCCGCUUACCGCGAUGAUUUUCAUUAAUAAGUUAAACAUAUGUUUUCACCAUUAAGAUGAACAAGAAGAUGAAGAGAAAAAGACAACAAUCAAAACACUGAAACACAAUACAUUCAACCCUACACAUACUUCAAAUUAGUGAAACGACAAACUGAGGUUACAAAAAAAGAAUAUAUGAAACAGAAUCUUAAUGAAAACACUUCAAUUAUGUAGCGACUAAAAUGAACACAUUAAAUGAUAAUGUUAAGUUGAAGAACAAUGUAGCAAAUUGAUCAGUGAGCGUAAAAUUAAUUAUAAGUAAGUCGCGCAAAAGUCUACAGCAACUCCAAUUACAACAAGCAGAAAAGUAAACUUACAAAUAAGAAGCAGAUGCAGAUGAAAGCCAACUUAAGGCGCAAAUUCCGAGAAAACAAAUGGAUGAAAAGAGACGUUCCGAGGAGAGAAGUUCCGCAGAGAAUAAGAUGCAUCAGAACACAGUAGCUUACGAAAUAGGAGUAAGUCGUAAGGAAUUCAAGUCAAGGAGCCCAAGUUGCAACAACGAACCUUUUGGGCGACAGAACGAUGUGGAAAUGGAACACGAUUAGGAUUACAAACAGCACAAAGUAGCAAUCCGCUACGUCGAGAUCGAACAUCAGAGCAUCCGAGGGCUAAACAGAGUGUAUCCAACCCGAAAAAACACAGAAGCUGCAUCCCAAAAUUGAGCAGAAUAAACACACAAAACUAAAAUAAGGUAUUGGUGGUUACAAAACAAACAAAUAUAAAACGAUAUAUUAUAUACUCAUACGACGAAUUGGCAUAUAGCGAAGUAAAUGAAAUGAUUUAGUGAAGUAUAAUCAAAAGGCUUGAAGGCUGGCCAUGACUCAACAGCGUGGCCAGAUUUCACAGACAGUUGGAACGCCAUGGGAUGUGAAACAAUCAGUGUGGCCAGACCUCACUUGCAUGCUUCAUAUCCCCCAGGUGUCUACGUCUGCUUGGAAGUUCAAAUCAAAGCAAGAAGUUCAAGUUAAAUAAAUAUAUAAAUGUAUAGUCUUGUACGCAAGAGCAGCUCAGUUUUGUGCCCCAAACUCAGUUGAGACUGACGUUUUUUAGCCAGUUUCAGUUAGGUUCCACGCGGAAUCGUACAUGCGUUCAAGAGAGCACUAAGCACGCUGAGUAGCCGAGCACGGAGUCCCGGCAAAACGGGUGUGAGGGUGUCACCAAAAUUGAACAAGUGUCGCCGACCAGAUAAGGAUAAGUUCUUGAGAAGUUUCCUUCGAUUAGAUAACAUACGAUUUUCCGACAGUUUCGACUGGGUAUGGGGCAGAGACAGAGCUCGUUCGAAAGGUGUUCUCACACUUUGUCAGUAUUUAAUCGAAAAUCGUUAAAUAAUCGCAUUAGAAUUAGUCAGAAAAAUGCAAGUCAUAGAAAAAUUAAUGUUGAGGGUCAUUUGUGAAAGGAUAGACGGAAUGAUGGAAAUGUUCAGCAGAGGAUAAAUUUAGUAAUUUUUCCAGCAAGUUUAGGCAUUAUCAUAUGCACCUAUAUAAAUGUUAAACAUAAAUUUAACUAUUGAAAUCUUAAUAUAUAUAUAUAUAUGCAAGAGAAAUAUUACACCAACAGUUACUGGAAGUUAAAUGAAUCGACGCGAACUCAAUUACUGAAUCUAGCAGAUAAGUGAAGACAGUUGACAAUUGCACAGGGGCGGAAGUACAGUAUGUGCCAAAAGCUGCGAUAACCGCGUGCUGCCUUGAGCAGAGCAUUAGCGAUGUCAGGCCAAAGUCGAACUAGGUAAAUACAAAUACAAAGAACACGAUUGUUGAUUGUCGUGUAGGCGCUAAGUUGACGUUACAGUUCAUUGAAAGUGUUUAAAUUAUAUAUGGACAAACCAGUAUAUUAUCGAUUAAAGAUUAACUCAAUAUUUACGAUACGCCUUAUGGCCAAUAUUACUAUGUGUAUUUAUUAAAUGUGUGUACUAUUUACCAGUGAAAAAAAACAAAAUUAUUGUUACAAUUUAGGGUAUUAAGUGACGUUAUUACUAAGAUAUAUGGACAUAUAGAUUACGAUUCUAAAACUUAUAUGAUAUGAUUGAUUCUUAAACUUGUCGAAUUGCGAACUCAGACAAACAAAAUCACGGUGCCGAAUUACAACCAAGGCGAAACCAGAAACCAAAUCAAACCAAACAAAACAAUUAUAAUUUAGACAAAAAGAAAAAAAAGAAGAAAACAAAACCAAAGCUAAAACUAGUUAGUAAGAGAAUUUUAACGCAACCAUGCAAAAACAAACCACACGAAUAGGUGAGAGAAAGGAGUACACCGGAAGAAAACAAACACGAAACUCAAAUAGUAUGAUAUAACGAACAUGUAUUUAGCUGUUAAAAACAUCUACUAAAGAAACCACAGUAAGCAAGAGGCAAAAGAGCUAAAUUGACGUAAAACCAAAAUAAAAAACCAACCAUAAGUAUGAUUAUCAUUAAAGGAACUUCUCUAAAUAAAAGUAAACUUUGAAAAUCCUUAGCGGAGAACAA
Molecule: messenger RNA, 4299 nt
Organism: Drosophila teissieri
Lineage: Eukaryota; Metazoa; Arthropoda; Insecta; Diptera; Drosophilidae
Exons: 1
Coding region: 22-276 (84 amino acids)
Source: RefSeq, a predicted model, not a curated record